This is a messenger RNA of Cyprinodon variegatus (sheepshead minnow), 843 nucleotides long. It is a transcript of the gene grcc10, whose product is annotated as chromosome unknown open reading frame, human C12orf57. Gene Ontology annotation, biological process: post-embryonic development. The record is from RefSeq and is a predicted model, not a curated record. NCBI's taxonomy places the organism in Eukaryota, Metazoa, Chordata, Actinopteri, Cyprinodontiformes, Cyprinodontidae.
AAUCUUUAUCGAGGCAUGUUUACGUACUACGUGUUCUAUCAUAAAAAAGGAGGUAUUGUCGCCAACUGUCGUAAAGCGUCGGUUUACGGGAUUUUUCGAUAUUUCCUUGGUUGUUUGUUGCUAGCUUUCAGGUUUGGUGUCUUCAUCAGUGACAUCAUGGCCUCUGCUCCAGCUCAGCAACCUACCCUGACCGCUGAACAGACCCGAGUGGUGUUGAGUGAGGUGAUCCAGGCCUUUUCAGUGCCAGAGAACGCUGCACGAAUGGAGGAGGCUCGGGAGAGCGCCUGUAACGACAUGGGAAAGAUGCUGCAGCUCGUGCUUCCUGUGGCCACUCAGAUUCAGCAGGAAGUGAUCAAAGCGUAUGGAUUCAACAAUGAAGGAGAAGGCGUCCUUAAAUUUGCUCGACUGGUGAAAAUGUAUGAAACCCAGGACCCUGAAAUUGCAGCCAUGUCUGCAAAACUGAAGUCUCUCCUCCUGCCGCCAUUGUCAACACCCCCUAUAGGAGGCGCCAUUCCUGCUUCAUAGGAUUUAGUCUUGACCAGGUCUAAUUCAGGGGUGCUUUAUUUUUAUGCUUUGCAAUUCCUUAUGCCAUUAUGUAUUUAAGGUCCAAUUUUUGUAUGUAAUAUGUUUGAUACCACUAAUGUUUUUAAAAAAAAAGUAUUCAUUCAAUGCUUCUUGCAAACCCUUGAAAUAUUUCCUCACACAUUGUAUUUAUUUGUUACAUGUAACACUACAUCCACUUUAUUCCACUGAAACAUUUACUUUAAUGCCAUCUUUUUUUUUACUUUAUAUGCUGUCAGAUGUUUUCAUUAUACUGUAGAAUUAAAUAUUCAGUUUUUCUGA